GUUAGGGAACCGAGGAAAAAAUGUUCUCCAAAGUAAUGAAGGGAGAAGACCGUUGUUGUAUCAUAUGGGAUUGGCCCACCGUUGCCAUUCGGUGAAGCCGUCCCCAGAUUUUCAGGCAACAAUAUCUACGUGUCUCUUCCCCAGAGUAGCUGAUCCCUUGCUCCACGGAGAAAUCCUUCUCUACUUUCGGUCAUUUCGUGCCCAAUUUUUCCUUUCAUUCAGUUUCAUGGUGGGAAAAUAUACCACUGAAACGCGGAAAUUGCUACAGAGACCUCCAGAAGAGGCACACUGUGUAAUUCAACAAACCUGGUGUAAUCACUGUAUACAUAAUGGUACACAUUGUGGGAUCUCAUCCGUCCCACCAUUCGUGAUUCAGGUGCCUUCAUUUUCACGGCCCUGUUUCAGCUUAUUUAGCCAAAAGUUCCUCUAUUGCUAUUAACCCUAAUGUUUCCUCGUUCUUCUAUUUGGGAUUUUGAUUCCAGCUGAUUCUGAGGAGUUGAGCAAUGCUUAUCUAAUUGAUUCAUACUUUGAUUCAUACUUUGGGUGUGCGCUAUUGUUUGAGCAUUGGAAAUGGCAGAAAAAAAUGUGGGCAUCUUUUGUAUGAAGUCAUUGUUUUGUCUGUUCAUAGCGACUUCCAUCAUUUUCACUUUUUCUUGGUUUUAUGUGUUGCAAACCACUCAUCAACCUCUACCUGUUGACCUUAGUAUACCAUCCAACUCAAAGCUGUUGUCAUUAGCUCAUGACCAAAGUGACAAUGAAAACUUGGUAAAGGAUGGUUUGGAUGUGAAGGAAGGAUCAGAAUCAAGCAGAUAUGAUUGUAAACCGAAACUAAAGGUGUUUAUGUAUGAUUUGCCCCCAGAAUUUCACUUUGGACUACUGGGUUGGAAACCUGUGGGGAAGACUGUUUGGCCUGAUAUUAGAAGUGAGGUCCCGCCAUAUCCCGGUGGGUUGAACUUGCAACAUAGUAUAGAGUAUUGGUUGACAUUAGAUCUUUUGCAUUCGGAAUUCUUUGACAAUUCGAGCGACUCAACUGCUGUAAGGGUGCAUGAUUCAAGUGAGGCCGAUGUCGUAUUUGUCCCUUUCUUUUCAUCACUGUGUUAUAACCGGUUCUCAAGGCUGCAGCCACACCAGAAAGUGAGCACAAACACUUUGCUGCAGGAGAAACUGGUCACUUUCUUAACAAGUCAAGAUGAAUGGAAGAGAUCAGGAGGAAGUGACCAUAUAGUCCUCGCCCAUCAUCCUAAUAGUCUCUUAGAUGCACGGAUGAAGCUUUGGCCUGUGAUGUUCAUUCUUUCUGAUUUCGGAAGAUAUCCUCCAAAUGUAGCAAAUGUUCAGAAAGAUAUAAUUGCACCUUACAAGCAUGUUGUAAGAAACUACAUCAAUGAUACAUCUGGCUUUGAUAGCCGUCCAAUGUUGCUGUAUUUCCAAGGAGCUAUAUACAGAAAAGAUGGGGGGUUUGUUAGGCAGGAGCUGUUCUAUCUGCUAAAAGAUGAGAAAGAUGUACACUUCUCAUUCGGAAGCGUUCAAAAGAAUGGGAUAAGUCAAGCCACGCGUGGGAUGCAAACCUCCAAAUUUUGCCUCAACAUAGCUGGAGACACUCCCUCAUCAAACCGCCUCUUUGAUGCCAUCGCCAGUCAUUGUGUUCCUGUCAUCAUUAGUGAUGACAUAGAGCUUCCAUAUGAAGACGUUCUCGACUAUUCGUCCUUCUGUGUGUUUGUCCGCACAGCAGAUGCCCUCAAGAAGAACUUCCUGGUUAACUUCAUUAGAAGUAUAGGAAAGGAAGAGUGGACUAGAAUGUGGCUUAAGCUGAAGGAGGUCGAAACGUUUUUUGAGUAUCAGUACCCUUCUAAGACAAAUGAUGCUGUCCAGAUGAUUUGGCAGGCCAUUUCCCGGAAGCUCCCUGCUGCUAAGUUGAAGAUCCACCGAAACGGGAGAUUCUCUAGAACUACUACUGUUAUUUGAAUGUUUCAUACUACAGUAUAUGUUAUCACAUCAUGAACAUUGCCAAUAAUAGUGCCUGUUGGGGAACAUUAAAAAAGUUGAACAUGAAUGCUAGUGUGCAUUAAUUGAUUAUAAAGGGAUGAACAAGAUGCUGCUCGCAAAAUAAACUAGGUUCGUUG
This is a messenger RNA of Cuscuta epithymum, 2120 nucleotides long. Lineage: Eukaryota; Viridiplantae; Streptophyta; Magnoliopsida; Solanales; Convolvulaceae. The record is from the annotation of a GenBank genome assembly.